Messenger RNA from Adineta ricciae, 360 nucleotides. The record is from the annotation of a GenBank genome assembly. Lineage: Eukaryota; Metazoa; Rotifera; Eurotatoria; Adinetida; Adinetidae.
AUGGGUGACGAUCGCCGUCGUGUUCCACGUGACCUACGAAACUUACGUGCUUGUUUGGUAUGUUCAUUGAUUAAAAGUGUUACCAUGUUCGAAGAUGAUGGAUGCGAUAAUUGUGAAGAUUUUAUGCCAAUGAAAGGCAAUCGUGAACGUGUUUAUGAUUGUACAUCAAGUAAUUUCGAAGGUAUGAUUGCACUGAUGCAACAGGAAGAAUCUUGGGUAGCUAAAUGGCAACGCAUUUCGCACAACGUCAAAGGAAUGUAUGCAGUCUCAGUUACGGGAACAUUACCAAAACGUAUUCAACGCGAAUUAGCACAAAAUGGUCGAUUCUAUCGCAGUCGCGACGUCAGUUUAAAAACAUAA